AUGUGUAGAUCAAUUUAUGCACCCCUUUUGCUAGUUCUUAGCCUGUGUUUGAUUAAUGGAUUGAGUUUUGGAGACCCCAAUUCUGAAUCAUCUUCUGAUAUGAAAGGGUUUUCAACCUCGACCCAUUUGGAACAACCUGAUGAGUCUUCUCACAUAGAUUUGAACAUUCUGGGUCUUUCCUUUUACGAUGCCAUGGGUCCCAACAACAAAAAUGUGAACUUGUACUACAAUAACCAAAAAGAUGGAGUUUAUCUGUCACCUGGUCAAGGUUAUUCCAAACUGGACAACACCAAUGGUCCUAAACCUGCUGUAAUGUAUUGGGAUGGGAACUGUAUUUCUUUCUUAGCAUAUGAUCCUAACACAGAAGGAGACCAUCAGAAGAUCUAUUGGAUGGUGAAAGAAGAUGGUAUUUACCAUAGCUGGGAUAACAGAUCCUGGCAGAAAAGAAAAGGUUGGACAUUCAAUCAUUGUUGA
Messenger RNA from Sphenostylis stenocarpa, 474 nucleotides. The record is from the annotation of a GenBank genome assembly. NCBI's taxonomy places the organism in Eukaryota, Viridiplantae, Streptophyta, Magnoliopsida, Fabales, Fabaceae.